AAUAUUAAGUAAGCAGAAGUCAUGAAUUGCAGCUUGUCUCCUUGUCAUUCUUGUAUGUACUUUGUAGCUGGUUUAUAAUCACAUAGACCUAUCAGAAAGUUCAGUACUCAUACUUUGUGUCUCAAUGCUGUGUUUCACACUCCUUUUCAUUCAAAUUCAUUCUCAUCUCUUUCUGUAGGUGAAAAAAAUGAAAACCAUUGGUUUCAAAUGGAUAUAAAUUAUGCACAUUCAGUGUCUCUUUUCUUGCCUUUGAAAAAGUUUUCUCCUGAACAAACCUCCUAGCCAUGUAUUCAUAGCAGUUUUAAUCUUUUUCAGCUCUGAUUAAGGAAUUCCUGAGAUGGACGGUUACAAUUUUUUCCCGCACCUAACUGCACCCAUACCUCUGCCUGAAAAUGAGGU
Messenger RNA from Bemisia tabaci, 399 nucleotides. NCBI's taxonomy places the organism in Eukaryota, Metazoa, Arthropoda, Insecta, Hemiptera, Aleyrodidae. The record is from RefSeq and is a predicted model, not a curated record.